Paramisgurnus dabryanus is the source of this 2364-nucleotide messenger RNA. It is a transcript of the gene ezrb, whose product is annotated as ezrin b. Lineage: Eukaryota; Metazoa; Chordata; Actinopteri; Cypriniformes; Cobitidae. Gene Ontology annotation, cellular component: cytoskeleton. The record is from RefSeq and is a predicted model, not a curated record. Gene Ontology annotation, molecular function: actin binding.
GGCACUCGAUCAUUCGAUAGUCUGCAUAGCGCGAGGCACCUGUCUCCUUAUCUCCCGCAAUUAUAAGCAUUGCAGUCAUUUUUCAAGCGAUAGCUUGCUGAGUUUUGGUGCAAACCGUUGAGCAGUUUCUCAUGAUGUGACUCGGAGCCACUUGAGGUGCUCGCGUUAUUGAUCGCAUCCGUCGUCGUGGGCGUCGAGCCGCGGCAGCAGUGUCAAACAGGAACUGUAGCCGCUGUCUUUCAUCUGAGCGCACAAAGGUGAGCGCGCUGCGUCAGCCAUAUUACCGCCGCAGGACUCCGAGCUCGGUUCCGCGGAGGGAGGGGAGAUUUUCGGCUGGAGAUUCACUGACUCACCUGCUCUGAGUCUCCGUGGGAAAGAUCCAAGCUGUUCUGACACUGCGAUACUUUGAGAAAAGAUCUACAUCGGGAUUGAAAAUGCCUAAACCUGUAAAUGUUCGCGUCACUACAAUGGACGCUGAGCUGGAGUUUGCCGUCCAGCCCAGCACAACUGGCAAACAGCUCUUUGAUCAGGUGGUAAAGACUAUAGGGUUACGUGAAGUAUGGUACUUCGGACUACAGCAUAUGGACAGCAAAGGCUACUCUACAUGGUUAAAACUCGAUAAAAAGGUCUCCUCUCAGGAUGUAAAGAAGGAGAACCCACUUCAGUUCAAGUUCCGUGCCAAGUUCUUCCCAGAAGAUGUGGCGGAUGAAUUGAUCCAAGAUAUCACUCAGAAGCUCUUCUUCAUGCAGGUGAAAGAUGGCAUCCUCAGUGACGAGAUCUACUGUCCACCAGAGACCGCCGUACUUCUGGCCUCCUAUUCUGUACAGGCCAAAUUUGGUGAUUUCAACAAAGAAGUUCACCGGCCUGGAUACCUGACCUCUGAUCGUCUUCUGCCCCAAAGGGUUCUGGACCAGCACAAGUUGUCCCGAGACCAGUGGGAAGAGAGAAUCCAGGUUUGGCACGAGGAACACCGUGGAAUGCUGAGAGAGGACGCAAUGCUGGAGUAUUUGAAAAUCGCACAGGAUCUGGAAAUGUACGGCGUGAACUAUUUCGAUAUCAAGAACAAGAAGGGGACAGACCUUUGGCUGGGUGUGGAUGCCCUGGGCCUAAAUAUCUAUGAGAAAGAUGACAAACUGACCCCGAAAAUCGGAUUCCCCUGGAGCGAAAUAAGAAACAUUUCCUUCAACGAUAAGAAGUUUGUCAUCAAGCCUAUUGAUAAAAAAGCUCCAGAUUUUGUGUUCUACGCGCCACGUUUGAGAAUUAAUAAGCGCAUCCUGCAGCUGUGCAUGGGGAACCAUGAGCUGUACAUGCGCCGCAGGAAGCCGGACACCAUUGAAGUUCAACAGAUGAAAGCUCAGGCGCGAGAGGAGAAACAACACAAACAGAUGGAGAGAGCUCAGCUAGAGAGCGAGAAGAAGAGAAGAGAGGCCAUUGAGAGAGAAAAAGAGCAAAUGGAGAGAGAGAAACGAGAUCUGAUGGAGAGACUUUACCUGUUUGAGGAGAAGACCAAAAAAGCAGAGAAAGACCUGCAAGAGCAGACGAAGAGAGCCAUGCAGUUGGAGAACGAGCGGAGACUGGCGGAGGAGGAGGCGAUCAGAUUGGAGGCAGAGAGGCAGGCCGCCCUGCUCGCCAAAGAACAACUGGCCAGACAAGCCCACGAUCAGAUGAAGAGUCAGGAACAGCUGGCCGCUGAGCUGGCAGAACACACCGCUCGGAUUGCUCUUCUGGAGGAAGCCAAACAACGCAAGGAACAGGAGGCUUUUACAUGGCAGAACAGAGCCCAGGAAGCCCAGGAGGACCUGAUGAAGACCCGUGAGGAGCUUCACAUGGUGAUGACGGCCCCACCUCCCCCUCCACCACCACCCACCUACGAUUCGUACGAGAACGAAUACGAAGGGGAAGAUGGGGAGAGCGCCAGCAGCUACAGCGCAGACUUGCAGACCGGAGGAAUCAAUGACCACCGCCGCGAGGAAGAGAGGAUCACAGAGGCCGAGAAGAACGAACGAGUCCAGAAACAGCUGAUGGCUUUGACCUCAGAGCUGGAGCACGCCCGCGAUCACACCAAGAAGACUCAGAACGACCUGCUGCAUACGGAGAACAUGCGCGCCGGCCGAGACAAAUACAAAACUCUCCGGCAGAUCCGCCAGGGCAACACCAAACAGAGAAUCGACGAAUUCGAGGCCUUAUAAAAGAUCCGGACCGGGAAUUAUUAUUAUUUUCUAUCCCUAAGUCUGAGUGGUCAAUGCAAAAGGCACAACCUGCGUAAAGCAGCACACACAAUGUACUAACGCGACACGACUUUGAAUAAUUUCAUACGAGAGCCGUGCACUAAGAAACUGAAAUAUUUUCGCACAAGGAUUGUUG